Molecule: messenger RNA, 2385 nt
Organism: Alternaria incomplexa
Lineage: Eukaryota; Fungi; Ascomycota; Dothideomycetes; Pleosporales; Pleosporaceae
Exons: 4
Coding region: 1-2385 (794 amino acids)
Biological process (GO): DNA-templated transcription; regulation of DNA-templated transcription
Molecular function (GO): DNA binding; zinc ion binding; DNA-binding transcription factor activity, RNA polymerase II-specific
Source: RefSeq, a predicted model, not a curated record
AUGCGCAAAUCUCCGCCAGGUUCCAGUGGGCAGUCGCCACGGACCAUGAUACCACCACCAAGUCCGUUCACGAUGUCGCAUCCGGUUGCUCGCACGACUACUCUGGCGGCGCCUACUGGCCCACAGCUUGGCUCCCGUUCACCUGGGUAUUCUUCGAACUCUUAUAGCCAUUCCACUUCACCAAGUACGGCAUCUGGAAGCCUGCCGGACCACAACCACGAUGGCGCGAGCCUGAUGAUAUCCCCUACUCAGAUAUCGUCCGCGAACUUGAACGCGCAAAAACGCGCAUACAGACAGAGACGUAAGGAUCCCUCGUGCGAUGCUUGUCGAGAACGCAAAGUCAAGUGCGAUGCAACCGAGACAUCGGCUUGUUCAGAAUGCUCGAGCCGUAACCACAGGUGUCAAUUCACCAAGGAGACCAACCGGCGAAUGUCAUCCAUCAAACAGGUCCAGGAUCUUCAGAGUCAGAUUGCCGAGUUGACUCAUGUCAACUCUCAGCUGCGCACCAAGGUCUCCGAUGGUGAGCCUUUAGAUCCCGAACGGACAGACACGAAGCGCAGGCUUUCUGAAGCUCAGAUUGGCGCCAUACCGGGACCACGUCCGAUCACAAUGCCAGCCUUGAACAACUUCGACCAGGUCCGCAGCAACAUCCGAACACAUGCCCAAGGCAUAUUUUCUACACCCCAUCACGAUCCAAAGGGCGCUGGAUUGACAAAUUGGCGGUCAACCGAGAUACCAACACGCGCAGACUUUGCGUACCUCGCUCGCUCAUACAUGGAGACGAUACACGAGUCGUAUCCUGCUGUUCACUGGCCCACUUUUCAGCGAGAAGUGGACGAAGUGUACACUUCGAAAACAUUCGAGGGUUGCUCUCGUGAAUGGGUCGGAUUAUUCUUUGCGGUAUUGGCUUGUGGCGCUUUGCAAGCUGAACCGGCGCACACCAACUCUCCUACCUCAGUGUCAAAGGGCCAGGCAAUGUAUGAGACCGCGACUGCUGUUCUCCAGUCCUGGCCGCAUGAUGUCUCAGUUACAUAUGCCCAAGCAGCACUUCUGUUGAGCAUCUACGCUACUGAGUGCAACUUGGGCCCUGCGGGCUCUAUGUGGCUCGCCUCUGCCGCGAGAAUGGCUCAGGAAUUGCAAAUAUGCCCUGAAGUCGAUGUCUGGCCUCUUGUCGACGGUGAGAUCCGACGUAGGCUCUGGUGGUCCAUCUACGUUCGCGAUAGGAUCAUGUCGCUUGAGACAGGCAAGCCUAUGAUCAUCAACGAAAUCGACUGCGAAAUAUCUCUGCCAUCCGCCGUGGACGACCGCUACAUCCAACCGAACAGUUCCUUCCGCUCGUUAGCGAAGCCAACUCACUAUACUGGGUUCAUGGCGAACAUACACAUCACACGCCUAUAUGCGCCACUGCGGCAAAUUCUCAAAUCAAGCGUAGUUCUCCCACAGAGCCUACAAAGCUUUGAUGAAGAGCUUCGACUUAAGUUGCUGCUCCUUCCUGAAGCCUACCAGCCUGAUUCCAAUACACUGUUCGACAUGUCGGCACUGCCUACAAUCUUUUGCUUGUUGUCCGCUCGCUUUAGUGUGUACCGGCGCAAUCUGACUCCAGUAGCCGGUCUCGCGGAGCGAGUGAGUGCUCUAAAGCGGUGCUUUUCUGUUUCUCAAGACACGGCAACGUAUGUGUCAAGGGCCUUGCACAAUCCUCCCAAACAGGAUUCUGGAAAAACAUGGGAAGAGCUAGUAGCUUCGAUAGCGAGCAAUGCCGUAUGUUUGCACUUGUGGAGAUGUAUACUUGUGCUAUGCUUCCGUGGCGAGUACAAGGCUGCACUCGUUUGCUUGCAUCUCUCUAGGGCUAUUGGCAAUCGACGGAAGGUCAACACGGCGUGCGGAAAGCACGUGGUAUUCUUCCUCGAAAGGAUGUUCGACAGAGUGCGUACCGGGCGCGCAAGCAGUCAUCAGCUCGAGCAGGAUGAGGAGAUGAUCGCGUACGUCAGUGCGGACGCUCAAAGCAGCCUUGAGCAUUCUUGGGUUUGGGCGGGUGAUAAUUUGAUCUCUUCGAGCAUGAAGCCAGACCCGACCCCCAUCGCUACAAGAUCGCCGAGCGGCGAUGAACCGAUGCGGGACGCACUACCAUUGCGCACGUCAUCUGGUUCACCGAUGAACACUACAACUGAACCGGAUGAGUGGAGCAAGGUUGAGCAAAUGGUCAAGCAGCUGAUGGAUGAGCUCCUUCAUCGAUCCACGCAAUCGCCUGCCUACUAUCCUCCACCCCAUAAUCCUGUUAAGCGCGUGCAGUUGGCACCGGAAGCACCACCACCACCAAAGAUGGCGCCAAACCCAAGUCCGACACCGUCAGGCACAAGUCGCAUCAGCAUUGCGAACAUUAUAUGA